AUGCCUAACAGUCCUGAAUGUUUACUAGGAAGAGAUUUGCUUUCAGCCUUUCAAGCUAAAAUUAUAUUUGAAAAAGGGAGAGUAAAAUUGGAAAUUCCGGAAGAGAACUUAGCAAAAAUUUUUGUUGUGAAAGAAGUAGAAAAAGAAGAGAUACCUCAGGAAAUAGAACAAGCUGUAGUGCCUUGGGUAUGGGAAAUAGGGGUCCCUGGAAAAUCCAAAGCUGCUACCCCAGUUAGAAUAGAAUUAAAAGAAGGAGCACGACCCGUUAGAGUGAAACAAUACCCAAUUAAUUUAGAAGCCAGGAAAGGAAUAGCUCCUAUGAUCACACAAUUUUUAAUUUUAGGAAUAUUAAAAGAAUGUGAGUCAGAAUUUAAUACUCCCAUAUUUCCGAUAAAAAAACCAAAUGGUAAGUAUAGGUUAGUGCAAGACUUGAGAGCAGUAAACCAUCACAAAAAUAUCCACCCGGUUGUAGCUAAGCCUUACACCUUGUUAACACCUGUUUCUGAGAGAUUUCAGUGGUUUACAGUGAUUGAUCUAAAGGAUGCCUUCUUCUGCAUACCACUGGCACGGGAAAGUUGGAGAAUUUUUGCCUUUGAAUGGGAGAACCCAGAGACUGGACGGAAGCGACAGUUUACUUGGACGCGAUUACCACAAGGAUUCAAAUACUCACCCAAGAUAUUUGGUAAUCAGUUAGCAAAGGAACUUGAGGAAUGGAAGACUACUCAGUAUCAAGCUUUGUUAAGAGAGCAAGAUGAUGUUGAACUGAAAAUCACUAACCAUCUCAACCCAGCAGAAUUCCUUAGGUCUACACAGGAAGGAGGUAUCCUGGAGCAUGACUGUGUAGAGACCAUUGAACAAGUCUACGCGAGCAGAAGAGACUUGAAGGACGAGCCAUUGACAGAUCCUGACUGGGAGUUUUUCACCGACGGAUCUAGAUUUGUGGAGAAUGGCACCAGGUAUGCUGGGUAUGCAACGGUCACUUUACAACAAGUGAUAGAAGUAAACACGCUACCCCCAGAUCAUGUCUACGUGAGAAACUGGUCGGUGGAGCCGCUGAAAGAAACAUGGGACGGUCCUCGCCAGGUGAUAAUGACGACCUACACGGCAGUAAAAGUCGAAGGAAUCGACAGCUGGAUCCAUUAUACUCGGGUCAAGAAGGUUCCAGUCUCGUGGUCGGUAGAACCUCUCUCACCCACGAGGAUGGUGUUUCGAGCCAACAAUUGA
Molecule: messenger RNA, 1224 nt
Organism: Pipra filicauda (Wire-tailed manakin)
Lineage: Eukaryota; Metazoa; Chordata; Aves; Passeriformes; Pipridae
Molecular function (GO): nucleic acid binding
Source: RefSeq, a predicted model, not a curated record